AUGGAGCUGACAGUCUUGCUCCUGUGUGGCAGGUCCCGAGUGGCUGCUGAGAUGGCCAAUGAGAAUCACGGCAGCCCCCGGGAGGAAGCAUCCCUUCUAAGCCACUCUCCAGGCACCUCCAAUCAGAGCCAGCCCUAUUCUCCAAAGCCAGUUCGCCUGGUACAGGACCUCCCAGAGGAGCUGGUACAUGCAGGCUGGGAGAAGUGCUGGAGCCGGAGGGAGAGCCGUCCUUACUACUUCAACCGAUUCACCAACCAGUCCCUGUGGGAGAUGCCCGUGCUGGGCCAGCACGAUGUGCUUUCGGACCCUUUGGGGCUGAAUGCAACCCCACUGCCCCAAGACUCAAGCUUGGAAACUCCUCCAGUGGAGAACAAGCCCAGGAAGCGGCAGCUCUCGGAAGAGCAGCCAAGUGGCAACGGUGUGAAGAAGCCCAAGAUAGAGAUACCUGUGACACCCACAAGCCAGUCGGUGCCCAGUUCCCCCAGCAUCCCAGGAACCCCAACACUGAAGAUUUGGGGUGCAUCUGCCGAAGAUAAGCAAGCAGCUCUCCUCCGACCCACUGAGGUGUACUGGGACCUGGACAUCCAGACCAAUGCUGUCAUCAAGCACAGGGCUCCUUCAGAGGUCCUGCCCCCACACCCUGAGGUCGAGCUGCUCCGCUCGCAGCUCAUCCUGAAGCUCCGCCAGCACUACCGGGAGCUGUGCCAGCAGCGGGAGGGCAUUGAGCCACCCCGAGAAUCUUUCAACCGUUGGAUGCUGGAGCGCAAAGUAGUGGACAAAGGAUCGGACCCCCUGUUGCCAAGCAAUUGUGAACCAGUUGUGUCACCAUCCAUGUUUCGUGAAAUUAUGAAUGACAUUCCCAUCAGGUUAUCCCGAAUCAAGUUCCGGGAGGAAGCCAAACGCCUGCUCUUUAAAUAUGCAGAGGCUGCCAGGCGGCUCAUCGAGUCCAGGAGUGCAUCCCCUGACAGCAGAAAAGUGGUCAAGUGGAACGUGGAAGACACCUUCAGCUGGCUUCGGAAGGACCACUCAGCCUCCAAGGAGGACUACAUGGACCGCCUGGAGCACCUGCGGAGGCAGUGUGGGCCCCAUGUCUCCGCUGCAGCCAAGGACUCUGUGGAAGGCAUCUGCAGCAAGAUCUACCACAUCUCCCUGGAGUAUGUUAAACGGAUUCGAGAGAAGCACCUUGCCAUCCUCAAGGAAAACAACAUCCCAGACGAGGUAGAGGCCUCAGAGUUGGAGCCCCGCCUGGUGUAUUGCUAUCCAGUUCGUCUGGCUGUGUCUGCACCCCCCAUGCCUAGUGUGGAGAUGCACAUGGAGAAUAGUGUGGUCUGCAUCCGGUAUAAGGGAGAGAUGGUCAAGGUCAGCCGCAGCUACUUCAGCAAACUGUGGCUCCUUUAUCGCUAUAGCUGUGUUGAUGACUCAGCCUUCGAGAGGUUCCUGCCUCGAGUCUGGUGUCUUCUCCGUCGAUACCAGAUGAUGUUUGGCGUGGGCCUCUAUGAGGGGACUGGCCUGCAGGGAUCACUGCCUGUGCACGUCUUUGAGGUCCUCCACCGACUCUUUGGCGUCAGUUUCGAGUGCUUCGCCUCACCUCUCAACUGCUACUUCCGCCAGUACUGUUCUGCCUUCCCUGACACAGAUGGCUACUUUGGCUCCCGCGGGCCCUGCCUGGACUUCGCCCCGCUGAGUGGUUCCUUUGAGGCCAACCCUCCGUUCUGCGAGGAGCUCAUGGAUGCUAUGGUCUCUCACUUUGAGAAACUGCUGGAGAGCUCACCAGAGCCCCUGUCCUUCAUUGUGUUCAUCCCCGAGUGGCGGGAGCCCCCGACGCCAGCGCUCACCCGAAUGGAGCAGAGCCACUUCAAACGCCACCAGCUGGUCUUGCCUGCCUUUGAGCACGAGUACCGCAGUGGCUCCCAGCACAUCUGCAAGAAGGAGGAGAUGCACUACAAGGCCGUCCACAACACGGCCGUGCUCUUCUUGCAGAAUGACCCCGGCUUUGCCAAGUGGGGGCCAACACCGGAGCGGCUGCAGGAGCUCACCACUGCCUACAAGCAGUCGGGCCGCAGCCACGGCUCCAGCUCUUCCUCCUCCUCCUCCUCCUCCUCCUCCUCCUCCUCCUCAGAGGCCAAGGACCGGGACUCAGGCCGGGAGCAGGGCCCCAGUCGAGAGCCUCACCCCACUUAACAUAUCCUGCGGGGAGGAGGAGCCCUGGGGGUGCUGUUCCAGACCUGCUGGGACUUGGUCCUCAGGGCCCUCCCCUGGGGUGGCGGCAGCAGGACUUGGGCUGCCAGGGACAUAGGACUAUAUGGCUCUGCCAGGGCUCCCCUCCCUGCCCUCACCCCUCAGAUUCACUAAGUCCCUUGUAAAUAGGCCCAUGCCUUCCCAGCCCCACACUGACCCUGUUGCUGCCUUGUUUCAUUUGUAAAAGGAAAUACAGAAACUCCCCAAGAGCG
This is a messenger RNA of Onychomys torridus (southern grasshopper mouse), 2450 nucleotides long. RefSeq names its product phosphorylated CTD interacting factor 1 (gene Pcif1). NCBI's taxonomy places the organism in Eukaryota, Metazoa, Chordata, Mammalia, Rodentia, Cricetidae. Gene Ontology annotation, cellular component: nucleus. Gene Ontology annotation, molecular function: mRNA (2'-O-methyladenosine-N6-)-methyltransferase activity; RNA polymerase II C-terminal domain binding. The record is from RefSeq and is a predicted model, not a curated record.